AUGGUCCUCCUCGAAAUGACGACCUACCUCAUUCUCCUCAUCCUCACAUUCUUCCGCUUCCUCCUCGACAGAGGCUACUACCUCCUCAUCCGAGACCUCGGCUUCAUCAUCGUCAUCCUCCUCGCGUGGUUCCCGAACAUGGUCGCGGGCAUGCUCAUCCGGUAUUGCGUCAUCCCGGUCUUCUCGUGGCUGGGUUUCGGCCCCAGGGGCUCCAUCGUCGGUGAGGCUUUCCUCUCGGGUGCUUUUGUCAACCCGCGGGAGGGUUUCAUAGGACGCAUCGGCCCCGAGACUUGGGCUCGCUAUGGCGACUUCGUCGAAGUGCCGGAGCUUAUUGCUUACAUGCAAUCCCUGGCGCUUUUGUGGCACUUUGAAGAAGAUGGCGUUCCGGCAUAG
Colletotrichum higginsianum IMI 349063 is the source of this 393-nucleotide messenger RNA. RefSeq lists its product as uncharacterized. The coding region runs from base 1 to 393 and encodes 130 amino acids. The record is from RefSeq and is a predicted model, not a curated record. The transcript is spliced from 2 exons. Lineage: Eukaryota; Fungi; Ascomycota; Sordariomycetes; Glomerellales; Glomerellaceae.